GUGGAGGUUGCAGGGGAAUAAAAAGUCGCCCGGAGGCAGCCGCAGCCCCCGGGAUCCCCCGCCGCCUCGACCCUCCUCGCCGGUCCCCAUCAGCUGGGAGACAAGCGCGUUUCAAAACACUUCAACUUCGAAGAAGAACUCCAUCCGUGGGCACGCCUGUGAUCUGCAUGGCUUCAUCGCUCUACGUCCACAACUAUGCUUCGGCGAGCGGCGAGGCGGCUGAGGAAGGGGACCAGGAUGCCUUCUGCGUCUUGGAGCUAUGCGACCCUCGUUCGCAUCCCGAGGCGGACCCCUCCACCAUCACCUUCUUUGGGGCCCUGUCGGAGGCAGAAGAGGGCAGCGGCCUCGGGAGAGCCCCGCCGCAUCGCUGCGACUCUGCCGCGGUCGCCACUCGUCCGCCGGGGUUUCUGAGUCGCAUCCUCGCGGCGUUCCUGCGUUGGAUUCGAAACCGCGACAACCGCAAUGCCGCGGGGGAUGCGCGCCGAGACUCGCGGGGCCGCGAGGGGGAAGGCCCGGAGGCGUUUCCACUUGUGCAGCUUUGACCGCAAAAGACUUUACACGUUUUAACUAGGGGGGGGUGAUUUUGAAAGUGUCGUUAAAAAAUAUUGCCUCUGAACUCUUUCAAAUGGCAUCGACACAUUCACAUGGGCGUUUAGGCAACAAAGGGUGAUGAUAAAAUCGUGCGAAAACGUGUAACCAAACCCUACCUCCCGCGAUCCAGAUCGCUUUCUUUUUAAUCUUGAUUUAUUAUUUGGGGGCAAUGCACACGGGUGGUGAAUUUACCGUGACUUGAGAUGCUGAUGCGACUUGAUGCUGAUGUAGUUCGCAAUAUUGCAUUGGCCAAUAAUUUUUAAUUAACAUUUUUAAGCGUGUUUUUACUGAACUUUCCUGCAUAAAUGAGUGAUACUGAAUAUGAACCUAACCAACUUUCCGCAAUUACAAUACAAGGGACACCAUGUCCCUAACGCUUAAACCACUGGGUAACUCAAAUGUGACGGUUAUGGAAAUGUGCGUGUCAUGGGACAGACCACUUGUCAAAGGUUUUGUAACCCUUGCCUUUUAAACUGCAGGUCAAUUUUGUAUUAAACACUUUUUACCUGUGA
Petromyzon marinus (sea lamprey) is the source of this 1103-nucleotide messenger RNA. RefSeq lists its product as uncharacterized. Lineage: Eukaryota; Metazoa; Chordata; Hyperoartia; Petromyzontiformes; Petromyzontidae. The record is from RefSeq and is a predicted model, not a curated record.